Arctia plantaginis is the source of this 561-nucleotide messenger RNA. NCBI's taxonomy places the organism in Eukaryota, Metazoa, Arthropoda, Insecta, Lepidoptera, Erebidae. The record is from the annotation of a GenBank genome assembly.
AUGGUGGCCGGCGCAAACAUUUCAAAACUACGCAGUCUCCCAGAACAGUAUCCUGUAUUGCGGGGGAUGAUAUCCUAUGCAAUAAUAUGGCCUGCAUGCAGUAUUACACAGGAAUAUAUAGAAAACGAAACUUCAAUAGAUGAAAUCAAUUGGCCACGAGCAGCUCGCUUCGGUUUUUUUGGCGCUUUUUUCAUGUCACCUGUAUUUUACGGUUGGAUGAAGUACUCCAGCCGCUUCUUCGUUGGCAAGAAUCUUCUCACAGCCGUUAAAAGGGCAGCCAUAGAGCAAGUGUCAUAUUCUCCACUUGCCAUGGCGUACUUCUUCUUUGGUAUGAGCGCGUUAGAAGGUAAAACGUUAAGUGCGUGUGUGAAUGAAGUCAGAGAAAAGCUUUGGCCGACGUACAAGAUUGGGGUUAUAUUUUGGCCGAUGGUGCAGACUUUAAAUUUUUAUUUUAUUUCGGAUAAAAAUAGGAUUGUGUUUGUGAGUGCCGCUAGUUUUGUAUGGACCGUAUAUUUGGCACAUAUGAAGUCGAAAAGGCAAGGAAAUGACAAGCCCAAGUGA